Messenger RNA from Scophthalmus maximus (turbot), 3991 nucleotides. It is a transcript of the gene slc41a2b, whose product is annotated as solute carrier family 41 member 2b. Lineage: Eukaryota; Metazoa; Chordata; Actinopteri; Pleuronectiformes; Scophthalmidae. Gene Ontology annotation, molecular function: monoatomic cation transmembrane transporter activity. Gene Ontology annotation, biological process: monoatomic cation transport. The record is from RefSeq and is a predicted model, not a curated record. The transcript is spliced from 11 exons. Bases 279 to 2006 code for a protein of 575 amino acids. Gene Ontology annotation, cellular component: plasma membrane.
CACAAUUUCCCAAAACCGAGUAGUUCAUCAAUUGACAUAGACGAUCUUUAGUAGUGCUGUUUCGUGUGACGCGGCUCAGUGGCAGUCAGGCAGUCUGACUGACACACGUCGCACCGCUACGCUCCGAGAGAAAUAUCACCGCAGCACAAAGGCUGCCGAGUCGCCGAGGCCGGUUUCCAGCGUGGACGAUGCCCGUGUCCAGCCACUGCCAAACAACUGUGCCGCGCAGUCACUCGACAACCCCCUGAGGGGCCGGAUGGCCUGGAUGACAGGACACCAUGAGUAUCCAGAGUCUGGGUGGAGCUUUAGGAGAGUCCCUGGGCUCUAGUCUGACGGUACGUAUGAGCGGAGCAGCCGGCGGUUGGAGUGCCCUCUCCCUGAAACCCGCGUCGUCCGGACGGAUCGCCUCUCUGUUUCAGACCAUGGUGCCCACCGGUUACGCCAAGCUGCAGGAGGAGCGGCUGGCCAUGGUGGACCUCGGCGCCAAGCCGGAGGCCGGCUCGCACCAGAAUGGCUACAGACAGGAGACAUCUCACGUGGAGAGCCGGCGGCACCUGGACCGGGCGUCGCGGUCUUCCGUGACCAUGUCGGACUGUGGCGACGGAGGCUUCUCUGAAACCGAGCCCAUGCUGGCGGAGAGGAGGCUCUCCGGGGAGCAGGCCGAUGAGGAGGAGGAGGAGGAGGAGGAGGAGGCGGCGGCGGCGGCGGCGGGGCACGGGCCUGCUGGGCAGAACAUGCCCAAGGAGUCCCCGCUGGCUAUGGCACUGCAGAUCCUGCUGCCUUUCCUUCUAGCCGGAUUCGGAACCGUAUCAGCCGGCAUGGUGCUGGAUAUUGUGCAGCACUGGGAGGCGUUCCAGUACAUCACUGAGAUCUUCAUCCUGGUUCCCGCUCUGCUCGGCCUCAAGGGAAACCUGGAGAUGACUCUUGCCUCCAGGCUGUCCACGGCGGUGAAUGUGGGCAAGAUGGAUUCUCCAAUAGAGAAGUGGAAUCUAAUCAUAGGCAACCUGGCACUGAAGCAGGUUCAGGCAACUGUGGUGGGUUUCCUGGCGGCUGUUGCAGCUGUGGUUCUUGGUUGGAUUCCAGAGGGGAAGUUCCAGAUGAGCCACGCUGUGCUGCUGUGCUCCAGCAGCGUGGCCACGGCCUUCAUUGCCUCCCUGCUGCAAGGUAUCCUCAUGGUGGGUGUGAUUGUGGGUUCAAAGAAGACGGGCAUCAACCCAGACAACGUGGCCACACCCAUUGCCGCCAGUUUUGGUGACCUCAUAACUUUGGCGAUCCUGGCCUGGAUAAGUCAGGGCCUCUACAAGUGCCUGGAUACCUACCCAUAUGUGUCGUCACUGGUCUGCGCUUUCUUCAUGUGUCUGACUCCUCUGUGGAUCGUCAUCUCCUCCAAACACCCAGCCAGCCGCACCCUGCUGUACUCCGGAUGGGAGCCAGUCAUCACUGCCAUGGUCAUCAGCAGCAUUGGAGGACUCAUCCUGGACAAAACAGUGUCUGACCCAAAUCUGGCUGGCAUCGUGGUGUACACCCCGGUGAUCAACGGUAUCGGGGGUAACCUGGUGGCUAUUCAGUCCAGCAGGAUCUCCACUCACCUGCACUUCCACUGCGCUCCUGGGGAGGUUCCUGACGAGGCCAAGGGCUGCUACUACCCCUGCCGUACAUUCUGUGGUACAGGAGCCAAUCACAGGUCUGCUCAGGUGCUCAUCCUUUUGGUGAUCCCAGGUCACCUAAUCUUCCUCUACACCAUCCACCUGAUGAAGAGCGGCCACACAACCUUGACACCCAUCUUUAUGUCUGUCUACCUGGCUGCUGCUAUGCUUCAGGUGUUGCUGUUGUUGAGUAUUGCAGACUGGAUGGUGCACUCCAUGUGGAGGAGCGGCAAAGACCCAGACAGUUUUUCCAUCCCUUACCUGACCGCUCUGGGUGAUCUGUUGGGCACCGCCCUGCUGGCUCUCAGUUUCCAUUUCCUGUGGCUCAUAGGAGACCAGGACAGCGAUGUGGGCGACUGAGGCAACGGCGGCGCAAACGAUGACCCUACUUCCUGCCAGCCGACUUCUCACGCCUUUAAGCCUUGUGGGAAUGUGGGUGCUCUCGCUCACUGGCCGGCACAUUCCAUCGCUUCCCAUACUGGAUGAAAAAUCUCUUAAACCACUUGAUGGUUCAUAAACUAUUUUCUGCUCCUGGCUUUCUUUUUCUACACACUUAAUCAUCAUCAUCAUUUGCACCUCAGCACACGCAUAUUAUAUUGCUGGUUUUGUUAAAACGAGCAGGAAGACACCAGCUGAGGAGUCUACUCUGCCAGAUAAGUAUAGGCUUGAUUUCUUUCCCCCCCCCAAAAAAAAAUAUUUUUAGCUGCAAUAUGUUUUGGGGAUUUGCCAACCACAGUGUCACAACAUUUGUUUGUCAGUGGAGGGACACAGACAGCUGGGGUGAAGCCUGUUGUAAUUUAGUUUCAGUUGAUUCAACCUUCCUCCCAGUGAAUCAACUCUGUUCAUUCUCAACAGAGAAAAAGUCAAAUGAUUUCCUUCCAAGUGAAUGAUGUUUACAUAGGAAAAAUACAACUAAUUGUCAAGAUAAAUGGAUAAUGUUAAAGUGAAAUCUCAUUUAAUUAAAGUGUAAAAGUAUCUUUCCCGCCUGACAGCCAGCACUGCACCGAACCAGGCAAGACGCAGUUGUUGAGAAUUUGUUAAACCCUGCUACCAAAAAGUGAAUGUCCAAUCAUUGCUUAGCAGUUGUACUUGGGUGUCGGGCCUGUCUGUGCAGCUUCACUUGGAUUUGUCCACAUGUUGAAGCUGUUUGCAUGGGGCUGUAAAACACACAGAAGCCAUAGGAAUGGAUUUAAUAGUGGGUUUCAUCUACUCUAACAUUAGCAUAUCCAGCCAACUAGCUCAUUGCCCACAGUGGUAACUGAACCUUACCUCCAAGGCUAAGGGGCACAUCACGAGCUAACCACGUUUGUCUAUAGGGCUACAGAUGACGUUAAAAGAGCCCUGUUGCACAGCCACAAUAAAAAAAAUGCCCCACCCUAUGUGGGAACUGUCAUGGAAUACUUGAUUUGAAGAAGUUUACAUUCCAGCGACCCCCAGCCCCUUUCAGAUUGUUACAUUUGCCAAUAUUAGUCCUCUCAUCCCAAAACCCCUUUCACUACACUGGUGGUAUAUAUUAACAGGAUUGUGUUAGAAUUGAAGACAUUUUCCCUUAUCAUACAAACUAUCUCUUUUGUGUAAUACAAGAACAAUGCUGGUUCUACACGGAUCGUCAUCUGGUGAUGACACAGUUUGCCUACCAUACGAUGUAUGUAUCCAUAAAGUUCACCAUCGAUGACAGGUUUAGAAAAACAGGAACUAAGGGUAUCAGUCAGCAGAGACAUUCACGUAAUUUAUCUUCACAGAGGUUCAUCUGUUAUAUUCUGUCAAUGUUAAUACACAAAUGUUGAAUCAUGUUUGCACACCGAUCACAGGCUGUUUACAUCUAUGUGUCGUGUCUAACUGUAUGCACACAAUUAAUUAGUAGAUUUCAUGUCCCUUCUAUGUGAAUUCAAUUUAUAUCUGACUAAUAUUAUAACUUAUUCUGAUUCAACAGCAGAAUUCUGCAGAAUAAUCCAUUUUCUUAUUGUAAUAAUUCAGCAGCCUAUUAUGUGGCUCUCUUCAACUCCAAUAUGUGCCUCUUGAGAUUCACAGAUUGACGAGGUAUUUCUCUCCGUCAUGCCAUUAAUGCAAAUUUCUUUCUACAACAUUGUAAUACAGAGCAAUGACAUGAUCUUUUUGUACUCACUUUCAGUUGUACGACAGUGAUGUUUUUUUGUUUGAGGAGUUUCAUUCCAUUUUAAUUAUUAGCUUGAAAGUACUUAUAAAUAUCAUGAAAGGUGUCAGAUUCUCUGGGGCAACAUACAUUGUUUUAAAAGUUUAUAUUUUUUUCUUUCGGAAUGAAACCUUUUCAUUGCUUUGUGGCUCACAUGAGCUGAUAAUGUCAAAAUAAAUAUCCUUCAACUGUA